Molecule: messenger RNA, 747 nt
Organism: Zea mays
Lineage: Eukaryota; Viridiplantae; Streptophyta; Magnoliopsida; Poales; Poaceae
Product: ferredoxin-3
Exons: 2
Coding region: 122-586 (154 amino acids)
Biological process (GO): electron transport chain
Molecular function (GO): electron transfer activity; 2 iron, 2 sulfur cluster binding
Source: RefSeq, marked validated
CCACUGUAGUCCCAAGCCGGCGUGACCAUUCCAAAUCUUCCGCACCCAUCUCUCGCCGCCUCGCCUGCACCGGAGACUGGCCCUAGUGCCCGCGCGCCUGCGAGGUAUCGAACACCCAAAGAUGGCAAUGGCAACCUUCACAUCAUCCCCAGUUCUCUGCAGCUUCAGGACCAUCGAACAGAAGAAGGCCCCUCUGCUGAACAACAGCACAAAACGGCCGCUUCACUUGGGCUUCCCAAGGAGCGUGCCGACGUCGCCGAGCUUGAGAGAGAGGCUAGACCUGCGCGUCGCCGCUGUCUACAAGGUGAAGCUCCUCGGCCCCGAAGGGCAGGAGAGCGUGCUCGACGUGCCAGAGGACAGCUACAUCCUGGACGCUGCCGAGGAGGCCGGUCUCGACCUGCCCUACUCCUGCCGCGCCGGCGCGUGCUCCACGUGCGCCGGCAAGCUCCUGGAGGGCUCCGUCGACCAGGCAGACCAGUCGUUCCUCGACGAGGCGCAGGUCGGUGCCGGGUACGCGCUCACCUGCGUCGCGUACCCGACGUCCGACUGCGUCAUCCAGACGCACAGGGAGGAAGACUUGUACUAGACCGGGCUGGUCCCCGUGCAUGGAUCAACCUUGCACUUCCAUUCAGAUUCGAUCUUUGAGUUAUUGACACUGUCCUUGGCACACGCUGUUGCGGUUGCAGCUUGCUAGAACUAAUCGUCGUCCAGAUAAUUUGGCAUGAUGACCAAGUGCAGGUUCUUGUG